Funneliformis geosporum is the source of this 3357-nucleotide messenger RNA. The record is from the annotation of a GenBank genome assembly. NCBI's taxonomy places the organism in Eukaryota, Fungi, Glomeromycota, Glomeromycetes, Glomerales, Glomeraceae.
AUGAGAAUCGAAGAAAUUGUCAUUGAAGGCUUUAAAUCUUAUGCGGUUCGUACUCAUAUUUCUGGAUGGGACCCCGCAUUUAAUGCCAUUACAGGACUUAACGGUUCUGGAAAAUCAAAUAUACUGGACGCGAUAUGUUUCGUGUUGGGUUUAGCAAACUUAAGUCAGGUUCGUGCAAAUAAUAUGCAGGACCUGAUUUAUAAACGGGGUCAGGCCGGUGUCAAUAAAGCCUCAGUCACUAUUAGGUUUAAUAACGAAGAUAAAAAUAAUAGUCCCGUUGGGUUUGAAAAAAUUAAGGAAAUAAAUGUUACGAGACAAAUCGUUAUGGGUGGAGGACAAAGCAAAUAUUUUGUUAAUGGAACAAGAACUCAACAAAAAAACGUUGGAAAUUUAUUCCAAUCGGUUCAACUUAAUAUCAAUAAUCCGCACUUUUUGAUUAUGCAAGGUCGAAUCACAAAAGUUCUUAACAUGAAACCUCCAGAAAUCUUAGCAAUGAUUGAAGAAGCUGCCGGUACACGCAUGUUUGAAGAGAGAAAAGAAAAGGCAUUAAAAACCAUCGCAAAAAAAGAAAAAAAAGUUGAAGAUAUUACAAAGGUACUUGACGGAGAGAUCGAACCAAAAUUAGAAAAGUUGAGGAUUGAAAAAAGGAUUUUUUUGGAAUUCCAGAAAACCGAAACCGAGAUUGAGCGUUUGAGUCGAAUUGUUAUUGCAUAUGAUUAUUCAAAGAAUCAAGAAAAAGCAAAUAAAACGGGUGCUGAAGUUGAAGCAAAGAUGAAUAAAAUUCAAGAAUCAGAAAGGUUUAUUGAGCGUAUCAAGGAAGAAAUUGCUUACAUGGAGGAAGAUAUAAAACAAACUAUAUCUAAAAAAGAAAAGGAAUUGGGGAAAAGUGUUAAUAUUAAAGAACUAGAAAAUAAUGUAACGGAGUAUUCAAACGAGUUAUAUCGCAUCAUUACAAAAUGUGAUCUCCACAAAGUCUCUAUUGAUGAAGAAAUGGUCAAAAAGAAUGCUCGUUUAUCAAACAAAGCUGAGAUAAAUCAAGCAUUGUUGCGCAAAACUGAAGAAUCUAAAAAAUUAGAAAUUCAGUUCGUUGAAAUAAAAAAAGUUCAUGAUGAAAAAAGUGAACAAGUAAGAAAAUCAGAGGAACUUUUCGAAACAUUGUCUACGGGUCUUUCAGCAAAGGAGGGACACGAAUAUGGAUACAUGGAGCAGUUACAAGAGGCAAGAAAUAAUGCAUCUCGUGCAUCAACCGAAAUAGAACAAGCCAACGUAAAGAUGUCACAUUUAAAAUUCGAAUUAAAAGAAAAGGAGCCUUUAGCGGAAAGGGCUCAAAUCAAAGGUUUAGUUGCGGAGUUAAUUAACUUGAAUCCGCAACAUAUGCAAUGCUCGCUCGCUUUAGAAAUUUGUGCUGGUGGUAAAUUGUAUAACUUGGUCGUGGAGAAUGACGAAGUUGCAACUCAACUUCUCAAAAAUGGACAAUUUCAGAAACGCGUGACAAUAAUUCCUUUAAAUAAGAUUCAAGCGUAUAGAUUAUCAGCUGAGAGACUCACGAAUGCUAAACGGAUGGCUCCUGAGAAAGUAGAUCUAGCAUUGACAUUAAUCGGUUAUGAUCAUGAAGUUGAAGCUGCUAUGAAAUUUGUAUUUGGAAAUACCUUGAUAAUUACAGAUGCCGAUACGGCUAAACAAGUCACUUUUAACAAGAGUGUACUAAUUAAAUCUGUUACUUUUGAAGGAGAUGUUUAUGAUCCCGCUGGAACUCUUCAGGGCGGAUCCAAACCUUCAUCUGCUGGAAUUCUUAUGAAUUUGCAAACUUUAAAAGGCUACAAACAGCAAAUCAAGAUUAAUCAGGAUGAAUUCGAUAAUCUUGAUGAAGAAAUCGCAAGCACGCAAAGGAUGGAAGACAGGUACCAACAAAUCAAACAUCAGUUAGGGUUAAUGACACAUCAAGUCGCGUUGUUAGAACAACGAAUCAAUAAUAGUAAUGAAUCACAGACCAUUAAUACCGUCAAGCAUAUCAAAUCUAAAAUCGUCGAAGUUGAAAGUACUAUCGCCACUUCUAUGGAAAAACGGAAAUAUGCUUUGGAUUCAUGUCAAAGAAUUGAAAAUGAAAUGAAUGAGUUCGAAAAUAAUCGAGAUUCAAAACUAAAAGAUCUAAAGAAAUCUGUAUCUCAAGGAAAAUCGGAGAUCGCACAAAGUAAUCAAGUUGUUACUAAUAUGCAGAGGAAAAUCCAAACUAUAUUUUUGGAGAUGAUAGAUCUGCUAAACAUCAACGAAGAAAUUGAUAAUUUUGAUAAUAAUAUUAAACAAUUAUCCGAAGUUGCUGAAUCUAUGGGACAUGAGCUAGAUCGGUUUAAGAGUCUAUUACAUCAAGCUCAAACCGAAUUUGAAAAAGAGAGAGAGAUGAUUUCGGCUUUUGAUGGGGAAAUUUCGGAGCUUCAAAAUGCUGUUAAAACAAAAACAGCAGAAAUGACCGAAAUAAAAUUAGAAAUGUCCAAGAUUAAUCAUGAAGCUGAAAAACUUCAAAGAGAUAAAGAAGCUUCUCAACAAGUUAUUUUACAAAUGGAAAGCGAGCACGAUUGGAUUUUAAAUCAAAAGCACCAUUUUGGAAAACCUAAUACUGCAUAUGAUUUCAUAAAUCACAACCCGAACGAAUGCAAAAAGAUGUUACGGCAACUUGAGAUGAAUCGUAAAAAUUUGCGUAAAAAAAUCAACAAAAAAGUUAUGAACAUGAUUGACAGCGUAGAAAAGAAAGAAACGGCUUUGAAGCAAAUGUUAUCAACGGUCAAAAAAGAUAAGAAAAAAAUCGAGGUUACUAUUGUAUCCCUCGAUAAUUACAAAAAAGAUGCAUUACAGAAAACUUGGAAGAAAGUUAGCGAGGAUUUCGGUGCCAUUUUUAGCGAAUUGUUACCAAAUAGUUUCGCUAAACUUCAACCACCAGAGGGUUUAGAUCUAAUGGAUGGUUUAGAAGUUAAAGUGAGCCUUGGAGGAGUAUGGAAACAUAGUCUAUCGGAGCUAAGUGGUGGACAACGGUCACUUAUUGCUUUAUCUUUGAUCUUGUCAUUAUUACAAUUUAAACCUGCUCCAAUGUACAUACUUGAUGAAGUGGAUGCGGCACUAGACCUUUCACACACGCAAAAUAUUGGACAAUUACUUCGAACUCGUUUUAAAGGGUCACAGUUUAUUGUUGUGUCACUCAAAGACGGAAUGUUUAAUAAUGCUAAUGUAUUAUUUCGUACAAGAUUUCGAGGUGGCACUUCAGUUGUCGAGAAGACGAGAUCGAACCAUUUAAUUAAGAGUUAUUUGCGAAUAGAUGUUUCUAAAAACUCUAAUUCUUUUAUGCAGUAUAUAAUAAAGAUAUAG